Messenger RNA from Aureobasidium subglaciale EXF-2481, 1499 nucleotides. RefSeq lists its product as uncharacterized. The record is from RefSeq and is a predicted model, not a curated record. The transcript has 4 exons. Lineage: Eukaryota; Fungi; Ascomycota; Dothideomycetes; Dothideales; Saccotheciaceae. Gene Ontology annotation, cellular component: plasma membrane. Bases 168 to 1001 code for a protein of 277 amino acids.
CUAAUAGUCGCUCUUCCUGCUCUCUGUAACAUUUUCUGUACAGCAGAUUCCUCGCGCAACGGUCCCAGCCACCAAAUAUCGUCUCUUCAUUAAACUUCACGCGACCACUUCCAAUCCUACACACAUCUCCUUCAACCAAGAUCGUGCAAAGAUAGAAUCUCGCAAUCAUGUUCGGCAUCUCAUACUGGAUCUUGCCGCUCUUCGCGGCAUGUUGUUGGCUAGGCACGCUCCUCGGCAUGCUGGGCAGCUGGAUCGCCGACGGUUCUCCAAGAUAUGUUAGCAUGGAACCAGGACAAAAGAUCGCAUACAUCUCAGACAUUGGCGCACAACAUCUCCAGCCUCUUUUCAUUGCCGGCUCUGCCGUCACCGUCGUCGUGUUUGAUUUGGUCUUCAUUUCGGAGCGCUGGUUGAGACACAAGGGCCGUCUUGCCCACAACACGUCGAAUGUCCAGAAAGGCUUGUCCAUUGGCGCUGUCCUCUUCGCUCUUGCCGGUGCCGCUGGCUUGAUCGUCUUGACCAUCCUGGACACUGUCAACCACCCCACUGCCCACGACAUUGGCCUGGGUAUCUUCAUCAUCGGCUACGUCAUCUCUGCAAUCUUCGCCUGCGCUGAAUACCAACGUCUCGGUAUUCACUUCCGCCAAUACCGCAUCCUCCGCGCUUCUUUCUGGAUCAAGCUGACCUUCAUCUUCGUCGAGAUCGCUCUCGCUAUCGCCUUUGUCGUUCUUGGCCGUCACAACAGCCAACGCGAUUCAGCCGCCAUCCUUGAAUGGAUCAUCUCGCUCGUGUACAUCAUCUACGUCGGCCACUACGCCAUGGACUUCUUCCCUGCCGUCCACAGCAAGGACCACCGCUUCCCCACCGUCGAAGAGAUGAUCGAGACACAGGGCGGUAAUGGCCCCUCUUACUCUGGUGGCCCUACCUUCUCUGAGAGCGCUUCGUACGCCAGCGAGAACCCCAUGCGCAACGGCCAGACCGUCGAGCCCAGCAGAAAUUUCUAAGCCGGCAAUGCGAGAACCAACGACGCGAUACAACAACAUAAUAGUACUAAUAAACUAAACUUCUGGAUGUAUUUUUCUUAUUUGAUUACGACGACCAUGACUGAGCUGGCAUUUUUGGAGAUGUAAUGGCCUUAGGGAAGGGGGAAUCUAGGGAUACGAAUGGCAUGGGAGUUGGGCAUUGGGAGCUUGCUCGAGCUUUCCUCUUGCAUGUACUCGUACGCAUCUUCGUUUUUCCUCAUGUUCUGUACUUGUACGAAGAGGCUUGCAGGUAUAUGAAAAGCCUAUAGAUGAUAUCAAAAUCACACCUUUUACAUUACUUAUCCCCCUCUCGCUCGCCCCACAGUCGACUUCUCUUCGCCCUUUGAGCUUUGCCAUCGCCGACCUUUCCAAAUAUACCUUGAACCAAAUCUCCACAAAAGAAGACCAUCGAUGCGCUGAGCAUGCAUCUCCCAACUCAACUCUUCCGACACAUUCCAUGCCCCUUCAACUUUGAUUAGA